Messenger RNA from Diaporthe citri, 243 nucleotides. RefSeq lists its product as uncharacterized. The coding region runs from base 1 to 243 and encodes 80 amino acids. The transcript is spliced from 2 exons. NCBI's taxonomy places the organism in Eukaryota, Fungi, Ascomycota, Sordariomycetes, Diaporthales, Diaporthaceae. The record is from RefSeq and is a predicted model, not a curated record.
AUGCUGCAGGCGCCUGCGGUCUACAAAUACGACCCUCUCCCCGGAAUCAACUACAUCCAACGUGUCAAACUAUACCCUGGGACCUUCGAAGAAGCAAUUGUCAUUAGCCUAGACGUUGUGCCCUUCUCGGAGGACCAGCGUCCCGAGUAUGAGGCUCUCUCAUAUGUUUGGGGCUCGCCCGAGCAACCAGAGAUCAUCUGGGUCGACGAGAUGAAUGGGCUGACCAUCUCGACCGGACCUUAA